Molecule: messenger RNA, 1077 nt
Organism: Quercus lobata
Lineage: Eukaryota; Viridiplantae; Streptophyta; Magnoliopsida; Fagales; Fagaceae
Product: formin-2-like
Exons: 1
Coding region: 1-1077 (358 amino acids)
Source: RefSeq, a predicted model, not a curated record
AUGGUGCUAACCACUCAAAAAUUGGUAUGGUCGACCUUUGUGAUUGUCCUCGCUUUCCCUAUUGAAGCUAGAAGGCUUUCAACAUAUGGAGAAAAGGUUUCUUCCAACUUAGUGCAAGUUGAAAAAUGGAAAAUACCUCUUUUUGAGAGGGUGAAAUUUGGACUGUUGGCAAAAGGUCAUGUUCCUCCAUCUGUGCCUAACGAGCCCCCUUCUCUGUUUGUUCCAUCAAAGUUUGAGAAUAUAGAUUUUGGAAUGAACAAUUUUGAGAUGCUGCCAAAAAAUGGUCAUGUUCCUCCAUUUGGACCUAGCAAGGGAACGUCUAACCCUCCUCCACCUCCUCUUGGUUUGCCCAAAAAUGGCCACUAUCCUCCAUCUAGGUCUAGCAAGGGAACGUUUGAUCCUUCUCCUCCUCCUCCUCAUGGUUUGCCCAAUAAUAGCCACUAUCCUCCAUUUGGGCCUAGCAAGGGAACCUCUGACCCUCCUCCACCUCCUCAUGGUUUGCCAAAAAAUGGCCACUACCCUCCAUCUGGGCCUAGUAAGGGAACGUCUGACCCUCCUCCUCCUCCUCUUCAUGGUUUGCCCAAUAAUGGCCAAUAUCCUCCAUUUAGGCCUAGCAAGGGAACAUCUAGCCCUCCUCCUCCUCUUCCUCAUGGUUUACCCAAAAAUGACCACUAUCCUCUAUCUAGGCCUAACAAGGGAACGUUUGAUCCUCCUCCUCCUCCUCAUGGUUUGCCCAAUAAUGGCCACUAUCCUCCAUCUGGGCCUAGCAAGGGAACCUCUGACCCUCCUCCACCUCCUCAUGGUUUGCCAAAAAAUGGCCACUACCCUCCAUUUGGGCCUAGCAAGGGUACGUUUGACGUCCCUCCUCCUCCUCAUGGUUUGCCCAAUAAUGGCCACUAUCCUCCAUCUGGGCCUAACAAGGGAAUGUCCGACCCUCCUCCUUCUCCUCCUCAUGCUUUGCCCAAUAAUGGCUACUAUCCUCUAUGUGGGCCUAUUAAGGGAACGCCUGACCCUCCUCCCCCUCCUCAUGGUUUUAUCCCAAUUAAGGACAAAGAAUGUUGGAUCUCUAAGAACUAA